GUCUAAGCCGGAAGUGAACGCAAGUUAGCGCAACCUCACUAAGGACUAGUAACUACUAGUAGGUAUAGUAGUAUGAUGUUGUUUAUGUAGCCAUGAUGGUACAUGCUCUUGUUCUUGAACACUUCACUGUGUGAAUGCUGAAAGAAUGACUGAAUUCCUGAAAGCACACCUUUAAUAUAACAAUGAAACUGAAAGAACUGGAGAGUUGCCUUCAGCAAGUGGAUGGAUUUGAGGAACCAAAGAUCCUCCUUGAACAGUAUCCCACUGGUCCACAUAUAGCAGGUUGCAUGCUCUACACAAUCCACAACACAUUUGAUGACAUUGAGAACAAACUGGUUGCUGAUCUGGGUUGUGGAUGUGGAGUGCUCAGUAUAGGAGCUGCUGUUUUAGAUGCAGGACUCUGUAUAGGAUUUGACAUUGACAGUGAUGCACUGGAAAUCUUCAAACAAAAUGUGGAGGAAUUUGAGCUGCCGAACAUCGAUAUGGUCCAGUGUGACAUCUGUUCUAUUGGAUCCUUAUAUGCAAAGAAAUUUGACACGGUGAUCAUGAACCCACCAUUUGGCACAAAACACAAUCAGGGUAUAGAUAUGCAGUUCCUAAAGACAGCCCUGUCCAUGUCAAGUGGAGCAGUUUAUUCUCUUCAUAAAACUUCAACACGAGAUCACAUACAGAAGAAGGCGAGUGACUGGAAAGUAAAAAUGGAAGUAAUCGCAGAACUUAGGUAUGAUCUACCAGCAUCGUACAAGUUUCAUAAAAAGAAAUCGGUUGACAUCCAAGUGGACUUUAUUCGUUUUAGCCCAACUUGAAAUCUGAGCUGAAAUAAGAUGUUGGUUUAUGUUUUUUGUGGAUAUAUUUUAAAAGGUGAUGUUCUUA
Tachysurus fulvidraco (yellow catfish) is the source of this 873-nucleotide messenger RNA. It is a transcript of the gene mettl5, whose product is annotated as methyltransferase 5, N6-adenosine. The transcript has 8 exons. Bases 183 to 806 code for a protein of 207 amino acids. NCBI's taxonomy places the organism in Eukaryota, Metazoa, Chordata, Actinopteri, Siluriformes, Bagridae. Gene Ontology annotation, molecular function: rRNA (adenine-N6-)-methyltransferase activity; nucleic acid binding. Gene Ontology annotation, biological process: rRNA methylation. The record is from RefSeq and is a predicted model, not a curated record.